AUGACUUCGAUAGACGUGUCAGCGCAGAGGAGCGCUCUCCUGAGCAACGCCGUCGUCCUGGAGCAUUUACCCACCGAAAUUCUAGAGGUCAUAAGAAAUCACACGGCCUCAAACCUCCUCGACGCCGUCGCGGAGGCCGCUCUUAUCCCCCAACUUACAGAUCGAAUUUUCAUUCACUUUGAGAAUGUCUUUCCCGACAUCUGCUCCCGUUGGCUCCUCAACCCCAGAAAUCAAACCAGCAACGGCCACGUCCUUGCUUCUCUUGCAAGGAUAUUGUCCUUCGCCCCGUACUUGUCGGAAUUCCUACAACAUGUCAUGAAAGAGGACUUGACCAAGACGCCGCCCCAAGGACCCCAGGCGCUGAACCUCCGAUUCCCCGACCUCACCACUUUCGCUCCCGCUCAAGACUCCGACCUCUUGCGGCUUCUUCUGGCCGCAUGGCGGCUGGUCUGUUUCGACCAGAGGACCUACGGUAUCCUGGUCUCACCAACUCACAUGCAGACUCUCUUCACACAUGAGAGCCGCGCCGUCCGGUACUUGGCUAUCCGGAUAUUCAGCCAACUUCUCCGUGCAGCCGACUCAAAAUUGGAGGCUCUCAUCUGCGAGCAUGUUGGGACGAAGGUGGCUAUCCUCGCUGACUUUGACGGGCUCCAAGUAGACUAUGGUUUCCUCAGUCUGUAUGAAGAUGCACGGGUCAAGAAGGUCGCGGCUCUGCGCCGUGAGCUUCGCGAUGCUUCUCAAAGCAAUCAAAUCCAUCCUGUCCCUCCGCAAAGCCUGACCCCCUUCGUUGCGUGCUACGGCAAGACAAUCUUGCCGCGACCGUCCGGACCGGUCGAGAAGAACUCGUCUCUCGUGCUGACGUCCACUACUACCCAAAAUCUCGAGACUCUCACCCGUCUCCUCAAGAAUGCAAGCCCGAUUCUGCUGCACGGUCUUCCUGGCUCUGGAAAGACAUCGCUAGUCCACGAAAUCGCCAAGGAGUUUGGAAAACAUUCUGAGAUGGUGACAUUACACAUCAAUGAGCAGACAGACGCCAAGAUGCUCAUUGGGCUCUACUCAACAGACUCGAAGCCGGGAACGUUCUCAUGGAGGGCCGGUGUUCUGACGACUGCCGUCAGAGAAGGUCGUUGGGUCCUCAUUGAAGACUUGGACAGGGCGCCGAACGAAGUCAUCAGCACAAUCUUACCCCUGAUCGAACGAGGCGAGCUCCUCAUUCCGAGUAGGGGUGAACGGAUCAAGGCCGCCAACGGAUUCCGCCUUUUCGCCACAGUGAGAAGCUCCCGGGGCAUGCAUGGCCGGGAAACGCUCCCAAACCUACUCGGCAUGCGGUUCUGGCAGCUGCUUUCCGUACACACGCCCACGGAGACCGAGUUGCAGGACAUCGUCGUCGGGUCCUACCCCGUCCUCCACAAAUUUGCCCCAGGGAUUCUCGCCGUUUACCGGCGCUUGUCGAAACCGAUUUCUGGAAGCAUGCCCUUCUCAUCCAGCCGUGGUAUGGCUGACCGCCAGAUCAGCUUGCGAGAUCUUCUGCGAUGGUGCAGACGCCUCACAGCCACGCUUUCUGCAGCGGGAUGCACCACUGGCGAAGAGCCCAUCACCGAUACCACCCGGAACUGGAUGUUCAUGGAGGCUGUCGACUGCUUCGUUGCUGGCAUUCCGGACGUUCAAGUCAAGCAACAUCUGAUCUUUGGCAUCGCCGAGGAAAUGCACAUGGCGAAGGAGCUGGUAGAGUACCACUUCGACCAAUACAUUCCUCAGCUGGAGCAAAGCGACAGCCAGUUCAAAAUCGGCCGCGCAAUACUGCGCAAGCGCAAAGAGCGCGUGAACAAGGCUGCCCUCGCUAAAAAGCCGUUUGCCAGCACCACGCAUGCAAAGAAGUUGCUGGAGCAGACCGCCGUCGCCGUGAACCUAGGCGAGCCGAUCUUGCUCGUUGGUGAGACCGGUAUCGGAAAGACGACUGUCGUUCAGCAGUUGGCCGACACCCUGGGUCACAAGCUGGUCGCCAUCAACUUGUCUCAGCAGAGCGAGGCCGGUGAUCUCCUUGGUGGCUUUAAGCCCGUCAACGUGAGGAGUCUGGCCGUUCCCCUGAAAGAGGAAUUCGAGGACCUGUUCUCCGCGACAGGAAUCUCGACAACGAAGAACCAGCGGUACCUCGAGCAGCUCGGAAAGUGUUUCGCCAAGGGACAGUGGGCAAAGGCUGCCAAGCUGUGGCGCGAAGCCCCCAAGAUGUUCAAGAAGAUUAUCGAGGAGCUCACCCGGCGAGAGAGGGAGCAGAGCCAGGCUCGUGACGAGGCAGGCCAGCCGACGAAGCGGCGCAAAACCGAAUCUAAGCUUCAGACUCUCCUUGAGCUCAGCCCCCGGUGGGAUCAGUUUUCUCGCAGUCUCGACCAGUUCGAAGUCCAGCUGUCCGGCGGCUCGACAGCGUUCGCCUUCUCCUUCGUCGAGGGCAAUAUUAUCAAGGCCGCCCGAAAUGGUGACUGGGUGCUCCUCGACGAAAUCAACCUUGCAUCGCCGGAUACUCUGGAAAGUAUCGCAGACCUCCUGACAGGACCUGUCGAGACACCUUCCAUCCUGCUGUCGGAGACGGGAGAAAUCGAGAGGAUCAGAGCACACCCGAACUUCCGUAUCUUUGGCGCCAUGAACCCUGCGACAGAUGUGGGAAAACGCGACCUCCCUAUCGGGAUUCGGUCUCGGUUUACCGAGCUCUACGUCGACAGCCCAGACAAGGACAAGAACGACUUGAUCACCAUCGUCAAAACGUAUCUGAGAAACAGCAGCAUCAAAGACGAGGCCGCCACGAACGAUAUCGCGGCGCUGUAUAUGAACACCAAGAGUUACGCCGAGCGCAAGGAGAUUGUUGACGGGGCCAACGAGGUGCCGCAUUUCAGUCUUCGUACCUUGACACGCGUCUUGACCUAUGUCAACUACAUUGCUCCUUUCUAUGGCAUUCGCCGAUCUUUGUACGAGGGCUUCUCGAUGGGGUUCCUAACCCUUCUCGAUAGAGAAUCGGAAAAGCUGAUCAUGCCGCUGAUCGACCACCACUUGUUUGGACGCAUCUCUAAUGCUCAGUCUCUGCUUUCUCAACCACCAAAACAGCCUGACGAUGGCAAGCAGUAUGUGCGGUUCCGUAACAAGGCAAAGGACCGUCACUACUGGCUUGCUCAGGGAGGGGAGACCCCUAAGGAGCGAACAGACUACAUCAUCACGCCCUAUGUGGAGCGCAACCUGCUUAACCUGGUCCGCGCGACGUCCACCCGUCGAUUUCCUAUCCUCAUUCAGGGCCCGACCUCGGCAGGAAAGACGAGUAUGAUCGAGUAUCUGGCAAACUUCACUGGUAACAAGUUUGUGCGCAUCAAUAAUCACGAGCACACUGAUCUGCAGGAGUAUCUGGGCACGUAUGUCUCAGACUCGACAGGAAGACUCCGUUUCCAAGAGGGGUUGCUUGUGCAAGCCAUGCGCCAAGGCCACUGGAUCGUUCUUGACGAGCUGAAUCUUGCCCCGACAGACGUGCUCGAGGCGCUGAAUCGUCUUCUCGACGACAACCGAGAGCUUCUGAUUCCGGAGACACAGGAGGUCGUGAGGCCGCACGAUAACUUCAUGCUAUUCGCGACCCAAAACCCCCCUGGCCUCUACGGUGGCCGAAAGGUGCUUUCACGUGCGUUCCGCAACCGUUUCUUGGAGCUGCACUUCGACGACAUCCCUGAGGACGAACUGGAGUAUAUCUUGCAAAACAGAAGCAUCAACACGGCGCCCUCGGACUGCAAGAGGAUCGUCACGGUCUACAAGGAGCUCUCCCGUCUUCGCCAGACUAGCCGUCUGUUCGAGCAGAAGGACAGUUUCGCCACGCUUCGUGAUCUGUUCCGAUGGGCUUUGCGAGAGGCAGAUACUCGCGAGCAGAUCGCGGUCAACGGUUUCAUGCUGCUUGCGGAACGAGUACGAAUCGAGGAGGAGCGCACUGCUGUCAGAGAGGUCAUCGAGAGCGUCUUCAAGGUCAAGAUUGACCCAGAAGUUAUAUACGCCGCCAAGUCAUCGCCCAUUUUGAGCCAGCUUCAGGGGAUGCCCAACAACCACGGCGUUGUAUGGACUCGCGCCAUGCGUCGUCUCUAUGUCUUGGUCCACACUGCCAUUCGCAACAACGAGCCCGUUCUUCUUGUGGGCGAGACCGGAUGCGGCAAGACCACUGUCUGUCAGAUCCUUGGAGACGUGCUCGGAAAGGAGCUGCACAUUGUCAACGCCCACCAGAAUACCGAGACGGGAGAUCUUAUCGGUUCUCAGAGACCAGUGAGAAACCGAGGGGCGAUUGCAGACUCGCUGAAGGUCGAUCUGACUUCUCUCCUCGGGGCGCUUGGCGAAGACUCGACAGGCUCAUUGGAUGACCUGCUGCAAAGAUACCACGCCCUUCCGACCGAGACGUUGGCCAAGGUCGACGGCCCCGCGCAAGAAAAGAUCGCGCUGCUGGAGGCCAAGAGCAAAGCCUUGUUUGAGUGGUCUGACGGAAGUCUUGUUCACGCCAUGAAGGCCGGUCAAUUCUUCCUGCUCGACGAAAUCUCCCUGGCCGACGAUUCCGUGUUGGAGCGUCUGAACUCUGUUCUCGAGCCUCAACGAUCUCUUCUCCUCGCAGAGAAGGGCAUUGACAACUCGUUCGUCACCGCGGCCGAUGGUUUCCAGUUCUUCGCGACCAUGAACCCGGGAGGCGACUUCGGCAAGAGAGAACUGUCUCCGGCCCUGAGGAACCGUUUCACCGAGAUCUGGGUCCCGGCCAUGUCUGAAAUGGAUGAUAUGCUCGACAUCGUUCUGUCAAAACUCGACCCGGCAUUCAAGUCCUACGGCAAGCCUGUGGUGCAGUUCGCCCACUGGUUUGGGCAAGUUUUCAGGUCUUCAUCCUCUACGGCCUUCUCGAUCCGUGACAUUCUCAUCUGGGUCAACUUCAUCAACCUCUGCGGGCCCUCAUCGCCCCAGUUCGCCGUGGUUCAUGGCGCCGCGACCGUCUUCAUCGACAGCUUGGGCGCCAACCCUUCAGCCUUGCUGGCCAUGGAUCCUAAGGCACUCGAUUCCCAGAGACAGAAAUGUCUGGACAAGCUCAGCGAGCUGCUUGGCUACGACACCACGGCUGUCUACCGAGCACAGCCCGAAGUCACCUUGACCGAAGACAGACUGUCCAUCGGCGAGUUCGGCCUGCCCAGAGAAGCAGCCCGCUCAACGGACCCCAGCUUCGCCUUCAACGCCCCGACUACAAGACUCAACGCCAUGCGAGUGAUGCGUUCUCUCCAGAUGCGGAAGCCCAUCUUGCUGGAAGGUAGCCCUGGUGUCGGCAAGACGACCCUUGUCGCCGCUCUGGCCCGCGUAUGUGGCCGGCCCCUGACUCGAAUCAACUUGUCAGACCAGACUGAUCUGAUGGACCUGUUCGGUACGGAUAUGCCUGUCGAGGGCGCCGAGGCCGGCAAUUUUGCCUGGCGCGAUGCUCCCUUUCUACAAGCCAUGCAGAACGGCGAGUGGGUGUUGCUUGACGAGAUGAACUUGGCCUCUCAGUCGGUGCUGGAAGGUCUCAAUGCCUGUCUUGACCAUCGUGGAGAGGUUUACAUCUCCGAGCUGGACCAAGUCUUCAAGAGACAUCCCGAUUUCAGACUAUUUGCUGCGCAGAACCCCCAUCACCAGGGAGGCGGCCGAAAGGGACUUCCGAGCUCCUUCGUGAACAGAUUCAUCGUCGUUUACGCCGACGUCUUCACGGCCGAGGACCUUCUGCUCAUUGCGCAGCACAACUUCCCCAGCAUUUCUACCGACGUUGUCAGCGGCGUCAUUCAGUUCAUCUCUCGCCUGGAUCACCAAGUUGCGAUCGAGAAGGCUUUCGGCUCCCACGGAAGUCCUUGGGAGUUCAACCUGAGAGAUAUCCUCAGAUGGUUGCAUCUCCUGGCGACUACCGACCCUCUCCUGGCGACCGGCAAACCAGAUGAUUUCCUCGACCUCAUUAUCCGCCAGCGUUUCCGGUCUUCUUCAGAUCGCGAGGAAGUGAACAAGCUCUUCGCCCAGGUCUUCUCGAGGGACCCGCAAACUCACAGCUUGUACCAUGACACCAACGCGGCGUUUUCUCAAGUCGGCAACGCACUGCUUCCUAGAAACCAGACCUCGCAACCUUUGGCUCUGCCUGGCAUCGACAUUGUCACUCGACUUCCCGAGAUCGAGUCGCUCAUGGUCUGCAUCAAACAGGACAUUCCGUGCAUUCUUAGCGGUCCGUCUGGCAGCGGAAAGUCGGUACUGCUCGAGCACGUUGCUGCCCUUGUCGGAAAGCCCCUCGUCGUCUUCCCUCUCAAUGCCGACAUCGACACAAUGGAUCUAGUCGGUGGCUUUGAGCAGUCGGACCCCCUCCGUGAGGUAAACGCUUCCCUGAAGGAGCUCUUCGAGGGUCUGCAGACCACAAUCCUGACCCGGGUGCCGGGCCAAGUCCCCGCCAAGGCCCUCGCUCUGCUGUAUCUCCUGGAAACCUAUCGCGGAGACACAAAUGGCCUUCCGGCCAUCACGGCAGCAGUCGAGCAAGUUCUCUCUGACGUUUCCAGGGAGUCGGAGAUUGGCGUGCUCCUCUCCAACGUCUACACCGUUCUACAAAACCCACUGGUGGUCAGCAACCCCCGUUUCGAGUGGCUCGAUGGGGUCAUCGUCAAGGCCCUCGAAACCGGCCAGUGGCUGGUCUUGGACAACGCCAAUCUGUGCAACGCCUCCGUUCUGGACAGACUAAACUCCCUGCUCGAGCCAAACGGCUUUUUGAGCAUCAAUGAACACUGCGGACCUAACGGAGAGCCGAGAAUCAUCAGACCUCACCCGGAUUUCCGAAUCUUUUUAACGGUCGAUCCGCGCUACGGUGAGCUGUCACGAGCCAUGAGGAACAGAGCCGCCGAGAUCCAUCUCAGCGAGCGGAAGACGCACGCCCUCCAAGAACCCAGCUCUCACGUUCAUGUGGAGAGCAGCUUGCAAAGAUUUUCCGCUUCCAGUCGGAUUUCCACUUCUGUCUUGAGCGAGAACGACUCCUCAGACGUGAGCAAUAUAACGCUCGAGAACCUUUCCCUUCAGGAUUUGGCGCUCAUGGAAAGAUUCUCGCGCGCCGUCCAACGCCGCUUAACCGAUCUCGGCUCGGCUGGCCUCGACAAGUACCAAGGGAGCUUAAACGAGCAACUCGGAUUCCUGGAUGCGACGGAGACGGCCGGUCUCCGCGAGGCUAUCUCGCAACUCUAUGCAGCCCUUCCCGGUGCCAACUCGGGCUUCGGAUCUGCGCAGCCCCUGAACCCUCUCCACAACGCCUCCAUUGUACGCGUUUUGCACCAAAGCAAAGAUGAGCUGCCCUUCUGGCUUUCUGUCAGCUACGGGUUUCUCUUGGAGAUCCAGCGAUGCCAAGCCGCGAUUGCCACUCAGGCCACCAGGGCGAAGGCAGCGAAACUCGCUUCAUUGAACCGUCUCCAGCGAUCCAUCGUAUCGGACCGCGUCGCAUCUGUCGCGAAGGACUCGACAGUCAGGGUAUCAAAAUUUCUGUCGAGGACUCUUCAGAUCAUCAGAACCUUUAUCCAAGCCAAUCUGACGACAUCCCACGGCUGGAAAGAUCGCGCUCGGGUUAUCCGAAACAUGCUGGACUUCUGGUGGCGAACUCUCAACCUUACCACCGAGAACCUCUUUGAGGAAGCACGGUUCCAGGCCCAUUUGAUGCAUGGAGUUGAAUCCGUUCAAACACUCGUUUCGCCUACGACGGAAGCCACAAACAGACAGCUCGCUGAUCGCUACCUUCAGACUGUUGAAGAAGACUUCACAACGGGCUUCCGCCUGACCACUGGCUUGAGCAUGGAAGUCCUCUGGAAGCAGAUCAAGCCGCUCCCCGUCAUGAGCGAGGAAACUCUUACCAAAAGUCAGGAAAUCGAGCAGCUCGGCAAGCGUCUCGACGAGCUCAAGUGGAAGGUCAAGGCAUCCAUUACUGAUCUGGCCAGAGCCAUGACAACUCUCGUCAAGGCCGACGAGAUUGUACGAAGCACCAACUCUGACGUGACAGAGCUCAUCCAAGACCUCACGAAGGAGAUCGAGCUUUUGGAAUCCAAAGUCGGCUCGGAGUCCAGCGAGGUCAAGCCGUUCUUCGCGUCGGAGUUUGAGACUCUGAGACAGGCUUCUCUGUUGAGGUCGCAAGCCAUCGCAUAUUUCCAAGGCCUGCCAUACAGCGCCAACGAGACGGAUCUUCUGGUCUUGUCAAGCCAGCAAACCAUUGACCAGAUCCGUCUUGGCAGCUUCGGAGCCAAAGAAGCACAGUAUUUGACCAUCGGCCUGCUCGCUUCCCAGGAUCCUGCCACCCAUGUCUGGAACGGCAAGUUCGCCACGUCUCUCUUAUCAAGACUCAACUCCCUUCAUGCAACGAGUCUGCGCUCACUCGGACUCCUUGAGACCGAAUUGCCUGCCAUUGGUCGAUCUGUUGCUGCUCUGGCCCCGACAAUCCAGAAGAACCAAAUCGCGGCCCUAAACGCGGUUCUCAAGAGGCUCAUCACCACUGUAUUCUCCGUUCAUGGCAGUGAGCAGCACGAGCAGCUCGUCAGUGCAAUCUACGAUCAGGUCAAGCGCGAGUUCGAAGGCGUCACCGUCACGCCUCUGCAGAUAAAGCAGCUGGCCGCCCAGUUCGAGGGCACCCUUCCUAGCGACUGGCCCGUUCACGUCCAUCAGAUCGCCCAGCAGCACCUGAUCCCUGCCUUGGUUGCCCUCGCCGUGUCCGACAAGAUCGAGGGCACCAGUCAGCCCCAUAGCGAGGCAGCCAGCGCCCGAAUUGUCGCCGCCUGCUCGGCAGUCGCCUGGGUUGAGUUCUCGGUUGGCGCGAUCAUGCUUUACGUGCCGGACAAGGCUUUCGAUCCGCAAUUGCGGCCGCAAUUCGAGAAGGACGUUCACGACGAGCUGACCAAGGGACUUGAACAUAAACUCUUGUCACUGUUGGACUUUGAGACUCGCUUCACGGGUCAAAAGACAUCGCUCCGCAUCCAGCUCGUGCAACAAGAUAUCGAAGCGCUUGGCCCGGCACCAGCACCGACACAGCUGCUUUACAGACCCGCUCGAUCGGAGCUCACCAACGUUCAGACAUCCUUCAACAACGUCCUGGCGACCAUCCUUGGGCAGGACCUGUCGGCUCAUCAUACUGCCUUUGCCCUAUCGGGUUCCCCUGACGCUGUACAAGUGAUCAAUCUCGUCAGGCAGAACCUGGCUCACAUGGUUGAUCGCUUGGCUAACCGUGAUCACCGAGCAAACCACCUCGAUGCCUAUCAGGACAUGACACGACCUCUCGUCAACAUUCUUGGCUGUCUCCAGCUUGGUCUGUCGUUGAGCGACGGGCUUGAGUCUAUCGAACAUCAUAUUGCGGAAAAGACUCUCAUGGACCUAACGCCCUUCAUUGGCGGCAACCCCGAGCACCAUGUCCUCAAGAAGUUCCCGAACAGGAGCCUGGAGUUCCUCGACUACAUCGGGCUGAUUGCAUCCGUUGAGGGAUUGACGAACCUCAACGCCAGUGUCCGUGAAGCGCUGUUCGAAUGCGUCCACCGGUUCUUCCAAGAAUGGGCCAAGAGGCUCGAGGACGACCGCAAAGCGGAGGAGGCUCGGACGAACCUCUAUCGUUUUAAGGGAAGCUUCGAAGACGAGGAGGAGAUGGACGAGCAAGAGUUUAACGAGCUUUUCCCCACGUACGACGAAGAGCAGGACGAGAAGCCCGCCAUCGGACAUCAGAAGGUUCGCGACGUGUCGGUUAGACUGGCCGAGGCUCAUCGCAAGGUCUUCUUGGAACAGCCGAGACCGUCUGAAGCGCUCCAAGAGGUUUGCAAGAAGGUUGGCAAGGGUGUCGCACAGGAGCUCGCGCACAAGUCUGCGGUUCAUCAGGGCGUCAACAGCCGAGUGCUCCCUCUUGCACUCUGGUCGGUAGACGAGCAGAUGACAGCGCUUAAAACCAACACCGUCGGCACCACUUACAACUUCUACACCGACUCAAACCUUCCCGAAGUUCGCCGCCUGAUCCCUCUCGUUGACAAGGUGGAGGCUCGCUUCCGUGACUUGCAACAAGUGGACGAGAUCGGCCACAUGCAGCCGUUGGCAGACGUACGAGCCGCUUGCGAGCAGCUCCUCGACCUCACCCACACCGAGCCCCUAGCCAAGAUUCUACCCAAGUUGGAGCAUCUUCACGGUAUCGUCUACGAGUGGCAGCACGGAGGCUACGCUCCAGCCAUCUAUGGAGCGCCGGCCCUCUACACGUCUCUGACAGACACCAUCAUCAGCUGGCGACGACUGGAACUCUCGACCUGGGCCAAGCUCUUUGACAUGGAGGCUCAAAAGUGCUCAGAGGAUGCUGACUCGUGGUUCUUCAUCGCCUACCAGGUCCUCAUCGCCGUUCCCCUGUCUCUUGUCGACUCCCCCGAGCUGAAGGAUUACGCCGUCAACCUGGUGAGGGAGCUCGAGACAUAUUUCUCCACCGCCAUCAUCGGCCAAUUUUCCGCUCGCCUCAGACUGCUAAGACAGUUGCAGAAACACCUGCAGCUGCUCACCGUCGACUACCCCUCCCUGGCCGUCGUGUCCGACGCGGCACUGAACUUCAUCGACUACCACUCUCGCUUCGAGAAGGUUGCAAAGGUAGCAAUUGCCAAGGGAAGGGCGCCGUUCGAGAAAACGAUGAAAGAAGUCGUCUUGCUGGCCAGCUGGAAGGAUACCAACAUUAAUGCUCUGCGCGAGAGCGCGCGCAAGUCUCAUUUGAAACUUUUCAGACUUGUUCGCAAGUUCCGCGCUGUCCUUGGCCAGCCGAUGAAGCCCAUUCUGGAGCAGGGUAUACCAGACGACGAGGUGCCCAUCACCCAGAUCACAGAUGCUAGAGACAAGGUCCUUCUACAGGCUGGCGGCAGAGACUUGUUCGCCCAUCUCAAGGUUGACGUCAAGGCCGUCCAGGCCUGCAACGUGGCCCUGGAUCAAUGGUUCUAUCAACAUAAGCGUCUGUCCAACACCUCGAAAACGCUUCACACCAUGGUUCAAGUCGCUGCUCGGGCUCACAAUACCCCCCUCGAUGCCACCCAGGAGAUCCUCUCGUACGUGCAAGAUCUCAACGCUUCGAUUGCGGAACUGCGCAAGGAGACGCCCGGCACCUUGACAGACGAAAACAAGGAUCAAGUCAAGAACCUCAAGACGCGCAAGCGCAACCUCUUUGCGGACGUCCUGAAGAUGAUGAGACAGAUGGGCUUCCGUUACAACCUCGGAACCGAGGAGUUGGCCAAGCAGGAUUCCCUCGCGGUCGUCCUGGCACGUAUGCCCGCCUCUCACAUUCAGGAGGAGGAGAACAGCGCCGACGAUGCCGCCGAGUAUUACUUCCACAAGGUUGUCGACAUUGCGCCCAAGGUCAGAGCCUCCAUACACGAAUACUCGGAAGAGCUCACUGGUGCCGAGAUGUCUAGAAGCACCGGGUUCAUGGAGGGCAUGGUGGCUGUCGUCUUGGGUCAGCACAGCUCGUUGUCUGCUACUCGCAAGGCCAUCGCCUCUCUUGACCGGGCCAUCGCCUCGGUUGCAAGCUUGAGCAGCACAACCAUCGGGCGCAACACCAAUGGAAGCAGCCCGACCAUCACUGUGGACUGGAUGAAGCCCAUUCUGGACUUCGGAAUCAAGGUUGUCGAUAUCCACGGCAAGCUGGCCUCGGUCGAUAAUCAACCUGUAAUGGGCCACCUGCAGGCCACCCUGCAGGAAGUGGACGAAUUGUCGAAGCAGUGGCACGCUCUGGCUUCUACUCCUCAGAAAUUCACGACCGAACAGCACGACUCCCUGCGGAAGCGGUCCUUGCUCGCGGAGGAGAACUUCAAGGCACUGAUCCCCGGCCUUGGCCGCUCGGAUCUUGAUUUCGUGCUGAAGCAAAUUACAAGCUGGUUCAGCAUUCAGACCGUCCAAGGCGACCAGGAGGCUCGCGUCGACAUCGACACCAACGCCCAGCGAUUCAACGAUACGGUGCCCAACCUUUGCGAUACUGUGCUUGUUGCGCUCCAAGAGUACAAGAAGACCAUGGCUGAUCUGCCAAGCUCGUCCGAAGACUCGGGCUGGCUAGCAAAGGCCUCUGCUGUCCGCAUCUCCGGCCUCAACACGCUCUACAUUAAUGCGAUCGUCAGCAAGAUCGAGGCGUGUUUGGCCGCCCUGGAAAGCGUUGACUUGGAGCAACCCAAACUGAGUGCACUUUCUUCGUCGCUCUUGGCCGUUGUUCUUCCUAUCCUUCAGCAAUACGCCUCAAUCUGUCGCCGAGGCUUCGCUGAACUCCAUAGCCUACAUGCUGCUACCGGAUUCAUGGCUCACCAGCUGGCUCGAACCUUUGUUCAGCUCGCUGCCAAGGGCUUCUGCUCUCCUCAAGAGAAGCAAGGCGAGGAGUCUGGCGAAUCAGGCAAACUCGAGUCCGGAACCGGUCUGGGAGACGGCGAUGGAGCGGAGGACAUCAGCAAAGACAUCCAGCCCGAUGAGGACUUGACAGAGCUUGCCCAGGAGCCGAACAAAGAAAAGGACGGCGAGAUGGAAGACGAGAAGGACGCUGUCGACAUGGCGGACGAAGAGCUUGAAGGAGAGAUGGGCAGUGUUGGUGGAGACGACGAGGAAGAAAAUUCCGACGGAGAAGGCGAAGAUGGCAAGGAGGAGAACGAAAUGGAAGAGGAGGUUGGCGAUGUCGACGAUCUCGAUCCGACGGCCGUUGACGAAAAGAUGUGGGACGGAGGCGAUGACGAGGCAGAAAAGGACCAGAAGGGCGACAAGGCCAAGGGGCAGAAGAUGGACGAGCAGAUGGCGGCUGAAGCCGAGGCCAACGCCCAAGAAAGUGAGACGGAGGAUGACAAGCAGAAUGCCGAAAAAGGGGACGAGGAGAUGGAAGAGGAGGAGGAGGAAGAGGAAGAGCCAGGCGCGGAGCAAGAAGACGCGAAGUUUGAGGACGAUCAGGUCAAGCAAGACCAAAAUGUGGAGGAGAACGACGCGCUGACGAUGCCCGAGGAGAUGGACUUCGACUUCGACGAUGAAGGAGAAGAUGCAGGUUCCGAGGACGAUGAACUCGACAAAUUGUCAGACGUUGAGAAGGACGAGCCUCAACAGCAGCAGCAGGAGUCGGAUGUCGAGGACGGAGAGGAAGAGACGCAGCGACCUGAUGAGAAGGGUCCCGAACAUGAAGGAGAGGAAGAAAAGGAGGAGGAAGCGCCAGAGGAAGAUCUCGCGGGCGAGCCCGAGGUCGAUAUGGAGCCCAAGGAAGAGGAGGAAGAGCAGCCCAAUCAGCCCGAGGAGCCCGACAACCGCGUGGAACCCCCUCGGGAUGACUCCAAUGCCGACGCCAACGCUGCGCCGAGCGAUGUCAAGGGCGGCGGCCAAGAUCAAGACGCCGACAAGAUGGACGUUGAGAACGACUUCGACACCAACGCUGCCCAGAGGGACGACGGAGACGCAGGAGACGGUUCCGCGGAGCAACAAACCAGCGCCGGAAAGAAGGGCCAGCUUUCACGGUCCGACGACCAAGCGCAACCCACCGACCAGGACCAGGAUGACACGCCCGAGACCAGCAGACAGGAUCCUUUCAAGAAGCUCGGCGAUGCCCUUGAGCGUUGGCACCGCCAGCAGAACGACAUCAAGGAUCCCGAGAAGCAGCAGCAGGAAGAGGGCGAGCAGAAGCAGUCGCGGGAUAUCGACGCGGAGCUCGGCGCUCGCGAGUUCCAGCACCUGGAGGACGACGAGACUGCGGCCGACGCCCAGGCCAUGGGCAACGCCUCCGAAGACCAGGUGCAGCCCAUCGACGAGGCGAUGGCCAUUGAUGAAGAGAAGGAGGACCCACAGAGCCGAGUGAUGCCCGACGCGGAGGAUGCCGAGAUGGACCAGGACCCCGACAAGAUGGACACGACCGAGGCCCCCGAAGUCCAGGAGAAAGACGCCGGUGCAGACAAGGACGAUGGCCGGUCCGGCGUCAAGACGCGACAGGGCGCUUUGGAGCGCGAGGCAUCGCCCACUGAGGACGAGGACCAAAGAGCCGAAGAGGACUCGGAAGAUGAGCAAGCAGUUGAGGAAACCUCGACGCAGCUCUCGGCGACCCACAUCAGCGACGAGCAGCUUCCCCUUCGCGACUUCUCCGAGUCGCUGCGGUCCUGGACCGCUUUCCAGUCCAAGACGCACCCGCUCUCGCUCUCCCUCACCUCUCAGCUCAGGCUCAUCCUCACCCCAUCCCAAUCCACGAAGCUCUCGGGCUCGUACCGCACAGGCAAGCGCCUCAACAUCAAGAAGAUCAUCCCGUACAUCGCGUCCAGCUACAAGCGCGACAAGAUCUGGAUGCGCCGCGCCAUCCCGACCAAACGUAGUUACCAGAUCCUCCUCUGCGUCGACGACUCGCGCAGCAUGGGCGAGUCGAGCUCCGGCACGCUGGCCCUCGAGUCCCUCGUCAUGGUCUCGCGCGCGCUGACCAUGCUCGAGGUCGGCCAGGUCGGCGUCCUCGGCUUCGGAGCCGACACCUUCAUGGCACACGACUUCGCCGAGCCGUUCGCCUCGCACGAUGCGGGAGCCAAGGUCAUGCAGCACUUCAACUUCCAGCAGGACCGCACCGACAUCGCGCUGCUCGUGCGCCGGACCAUCGACCACUUCCGCGCCGCGCGCUUGCAGAACCCGGCUCGCGGCGGCGCCGAGGACCUGUGGCAGCUCGCCCUGAUCCUGUCGGACGGCCUGACGCCGUCUUCGCAGCACGAGCCCAUCCGCCGCCUGCUCCGCGAGGCCAUGGAGGAGCGCAUCAUGAUCGUCUUCAUCGUCAUGGACGACACGGGCAAUAAGAAGGGCGACAGCGUCCUGGACCUCAAGGAGGCCAAGUUCGUCAAGGACGAGAGCGGCAACAGCCGCGUCGUUAUCGAGAGGUAUCUCGACACCUUCCCCUUCCAAUACUACCUCAUCGUCCACAACCUCGAGGACUUGCCCGGCGCGCUUGCCGGAUUACUGAGGACCUGGUUCGCCGAGGUUAACUCGUGA
Messenger RNA from Colletotrichum higginsianum IMI 349063, 14985 nucleotides. Its product is annotated as Midasin. Bases 1 to 14985 code for a protein of 4994 amino acids. The transcript is spliced from 2 exons. Gene Ontology annotation, biological process: rRNA processing; ribosomal large subunit assembly. Gene Ontology annotation, cellular component: nucleus; preribosome, large subunit precursor. NCBI's taxonomy places the organism in Eukaryota, Fungi, Ascomycota, Sordariomycetes, Glomerellales, Glomerellaceae. The record is from RefSeq and is a predicted model, not a curated record. Gene Ontology annotation, molecular function: ATP hydrolysis activity; ATP binding.